Molecule: messenger RNA, 3234 nt
Organism: Lutra lutra (Eurasian river otter)
Lineage: Eukaryota; Metazoa; Chordata; Mammalia; Carnivora; Mustelidae
Gene: B3GNTL1
Product: UDP-GlcNAc:betaGal beta-1,3-N-acetylglucosaminyltransferase like 1
Exons: 14
Coding region: 528-1835 (435 amino acids)
Source: RefSeq, a predicted model, not a curated record
UCUCGGGUCCCACAAUCCGGGAAGGGCUGCUGAGUCGGAGGCCCGGAGUCGAGGGCUUAACUGAGUUGCACGUCCGGUGUCCGAGCUUGUACACGCCCGCAUUCGGGCUCGGUGCUCCGCGACCUGCGCACGUUCCCCGUCGACGCUGCACACAACGCGUGUCCGUGCGUGGUCCUCGUGCGCGGGCUCCGGGCUGGGGGCCCUGGCGUCCGUGUCCGAGGACCCGCGUCCGCCGGCUGCCGGCGGUCGGGCUGCCCGGCUUGGCCCGCUCACUUCCCACGCGUGUGUCUGGUCGCGGCCGCGGGAGGGCCCCCGCAGCAGACCCCGGGGGAGGAGGCGUAAGGGCCGAGGGGUCGGGGUCACGGCGUCGUCCCCGCGCCCGCCGCUCUUCACUAGCCUGCGGGAGGAUUGAGGUGCGGCGUCUCUGACGUCGCUGUUUCCAGAAAAGGCUCGUCGGCGGAGAGAGCGACCGGGAGGUUAUUCUCAGGCCGGGCAGGGAGACCUGCGGACGCUCGUCCCCCAAGACGAUGCUGCCGACCAGUGAUGGCAAACACUGGCUGCGCUGUGGGGUCGGGAAGGAGCGGGCGCCUCUCGGACUCUCGGUGUCUCUCCGAAGUGCCCCACAGACCAGUGCGGGGAGGCCUGGCCUGCUCAGUCUCGGGGAGCCGCAGGCCACUGCGAGCUGGCGGGGGGCGGGCGCCCUCUCUCCCUGCGGCCUCCCUGCGGGCUCUCAGUCGGUCAUCCUCCCCGUGCACAACGCCGAGCCCUGGCUGGACGAGUGCUUGCGGUCCGUCCUGCAGCAGGACUUCCAAGGCUCCAUGGAGCUCUCGGUCUUCAACGACGCCAGUCAGGAUCAGUCUGCGGCCAUCAUUGAGAGAUGGAAGGGGCGGCUGGAAGACGCGGGGAUCCCCGUGGUCAUCGGAGGGCACGACUCUCCUGCACCCCGAGGAGUUGGAUAUUCUAAAAAUCAAGCCAUAGCACAGAGCUCAGGAUCUUACCUUUGCUUUUUGGAUUCGGCCGCCAAGAACGUUGUUUCUGAACUGGUGUCACCGUGGAAUUCCCGCCAGUCUGGGGACUCUGAAGGCUGUCAGGACGACGUGAUGAUGCCUCAGAGGGUGAGGCUCCAGCUGGAGGCUGCUGCCCAGCACCCGACAAGCAUUAUCGGUUGCCGAGUAAGGAGAGAGCCCCCCAACUCCACUGAGCGAUACACACGGUGGAUCAACCAGCUAACGCCGGACCAGCUUCUUACUCAGGUUUUUACCUCCAAUGGCCCGACUGUGAUUAUGCCCACCUGGUUCUGCUCUCGAGCAUGGUUCUCCCACGUGGGCCCAUUUGAUGAAGGCGGGCAGGGUGUGCCCGAGGACCUGCUGUUCUUCUACGACCACCUCAGGAAGGGCGGCGGGGUCGUCCGCGUGGACCAGAGCCUCCUCCUCUACCGCUACCUCCCAGACGCCGCCACCCACUCUGUCCUCGAGACCACCAUCUGGACCCACCGUGUCCGCUUCCUGGAAGAACGGGUCCUGCCGCGCUGGACAGCUUUCACCAUCUGGAACGCGGGCAGGCAGGGCCGCCGGCUCUACCGCAGCCUGACGGCUGAGGCACGACGCAAGGUGGUUGCCUUCUGUGACGUGGACGAGAACAAGAUCAGGAAAGGGUUCUACUGCCACGAGGACUCUCAGGAAAGGCCUAAGCCUCGUGUUCCAAUUCUGCAUUUCCGAGCUGCCCGGCCCCCCUUCGUCAUCUGUGUGAAGCUGGACCUCACCGGGGGUGCGUUUGAGGACAACCUGAGGUCGCUGCGCCUGCGGGAAGGCCAGGACUUCCUGCACUUCAGCUGACGGGCCUUGGCAGCCACUCCAGACCCUGCUCGUGUCGUGUACCUGCCGCUUGCUCACUGUCCCCAGCACACGGAGGUGCCCCGCGGGGACAGCCUCCCCGCCCACACUUCCGUCACCAGAGCAAGGGCUCCGAGUGGGGCGAAUCUGCUCCCACAAACCCAGCAGCAUCUGGAGGUAGUUUGCUCUGCGAGUGGGAAGGGGGUUGCUCCUGGCAUCUGGGUUGUUGCCAAGGACUGACUCAGCCCAGGGCGCCUGAGCGGUCGGUGAGUGUCCGACUCUUGGCUUCAGCUCUGGCCGUGACCUCUGCGUGGGGAGAUCAAGCCCCAUGUCGGGCUCUGCUCUGCCUGGAUCUAACCCCUCCCCCUCCAAAGAACCCCAGAAUUCCUCAGCCCCAGGGCUAAACACCUAGCUGUGCGUUCGAGCCCUGUGUCACCUGGAUGUGAUGGUUUCCCCGCGUCCACGGCUCUGCCCAGCGGCCGCCCCCUCCCUUGCUCCGCGCCAGGCCCUGUGGUUGGGGGGUGGGCAGGGUGGUAGCCGCGUGGGUCUGCGGGCUCCGGUAUCUGGGGACGAGCCCCCAUGAGACCUCUGUACACACCGGGCCGAUUCUUUCUGAGGCCUCUUUCCUAUUUUUCUGGGUAAUUUCUUCAGCUUGUGUCUACUUGGUUGUUUAAAUCUAUCCAGGGAGCUUUUUCCUGGAUAAUUCUCCUCUGGGUAGUUUCUAACUCUUUCAAAAACAAAUGUUCUGCGGCUCAUAUUACCAACAUCGCAGUUUUGGGGUCUGGUGAUUCCCAUUUGUCUAUUUUGUGACGUUUCUGGAACAUUAGUUUGGGUUCUUUCCAGCCUCUCCAUACAGAUGAACCCGCACUCUUCCGGGGAGAGUCUGUCGGCCGCUUCUGCCCGCUGUCUGGGAGCACCACGCGCGGGGUGGGCGGGCGGGGGCCGUGCGCACGUGACCGUAUGUUCCAGGUCAGCUUUAAGAACUGCCCAUCCCUCCAAGGGAACCUCCAGGAGACUCCUCUCCCCACCCAGCUGCAGGGGGAGAUGGUGACGGGAUGCUGUCCCCUCGCUGGGGUCAUCUCUGCUGCCAGCGCAGGAGCAGCCUCCCCGGGUCCCAGCUGCACGUGGGCCUUACGUCCUAACCCCCAUGCUGCCCCUGAGACGAGCGCUCCCCACGCGCCUCAGCUCAGCACACGCAGGCGCUUGGGAUCGGGGGAGGCUCGGUUCUGUGUCUGGAGCGUGGCCGUGUGUGUCCUGGGGUCUGGCUGGUCUUCCAUCUAAAAUGGAGACCUCCGGGGCGCCUGGGUGGCUCAGUGGGUUAAAGCCUCUGCCUUCGGCUCAGGUCAUGAUCUCAGGGUCCUGGGAUCGAGGCCCGCAUCGGGCUCUCUGCUCAGCGGGGAGC